GCCCUCCUUCCUUCGAUUGCCUGUCGCCUGCGCGCCAUCUCCACCACCACCACCACCGCCGCCUCCUCCGUCCUGCUCGUCCGCAUCCGCAUCCUCAUCGCCCACAACACCGACGCGACUCGGCAAGCCGGUGUUUCGCCCAUCUCACUACACCCGCCGUCCAUGACGCGUGGUGUUUUGAUAUUUUCGCAUUCCACGGCAACAACCUAAACCGCUCGCGAAUCGAACAACAAGGACAUCCUUAUUGUCGUCCGACUACUGUGCGCCCACCCUCAUGUCCGACGACGACGCUCGAUAGCCUCAGCCCGUCCUGGUUGUUUGCGCCUGGCGCUCAUCGCAGUUCCGCACCUCACGCGCGCUCACGGACCAGAUCUCCCGUCCCCAAAUCUUGCUGCCUUGCUAUCGUCCAGGCACCGCCAUAUUGGACCAGUAACGCUAGGCAGUAGCAAGGUGACCGCGUAGCUUCCCAUUGUCAACAACACGCCCCGCUUUGCCUUUGCGCACAAGCUCGAAAACGACAACCGCCACCUUCGGCGCGAUACCCACGUCGUGGUGCGCGUCCAGAGACUCUCCUCGAAACCCACGCCGGACUCACCAGCAAUGGAGUUGGAAUACUCCCCUCGUCACUCACCAGGAGGCUCGAUGCAUAUGCUCUCACCUACGCACCCGAGGAGCCCACAAUUCGACGGAUUCACGACCAUUCGCCAGAUUCGCCGCUCCCUCUCGCGUUCCCCUUCGAAGCCGUCGAGAUUCGCCCUAUCAACGAAAGGAACCUCACACAAUGCGCCCAUGUCUCCUGCGCCGCGAUCGCCAUCGGGACUCAGUCGCGCGUAUAGUGCAGAUCAGAGCCAGCUCGAGUCGAGAAGCAAAACCACAGGUCAGCGUUGUGGAUUGGCACGGACGAGGUCGCGCAAAGCAUCACCACCUAACAGUCCGCUGCGGCGUGCACUCAGUGACAACUCCAAUCAAGGCAACGCAACGCCGCGCUACCCGACGCGCCGGACGUCUGCUGAACACGAACAGGAAAACAUGGAUUGCUCGGAAGAUUCUGUGAAGGCUGCGCCAGACUCGCGAUCUGUCGAUGCCAUCAAACUCGACUUCUCCAAACCAGGCCCCGAAAAGUUCUUACAUUCUGUGCUACGAGAACAUGCGUCACCCAUGAAGUCGAGUCCGCUCAAACGAAGCGAUGGUGUCAUGAACCUGGAAGCCGCGAGCUUGGGAAGUCCUCGCAGCAGCAAGCGUAGGAGCUUACACAGCGCUUCGAGCAUAGACUUCAACAUAUUCGAGCAGAGCUUUGACGGUGCUCAGUAUGAGCCUGCGGUAUCACCUGACGAAGACAAGGAGAAGGAAACCGCGCCGACCUUCACCUGGAACAUGGCUCCACCACCAAGCUCACCACAAAGGCGGCCGUUCAGUCUACGGAAAACUACAUUGUCUCAGCGCGCUGGUUCUGCUCGAAAGAAUCUGUUCGCAGAUUCUAUGCGCGAUUCGGUGAUGAGUCCCUCACUCACUCGUGCUCGAUCAAGAUUCUCAUUGGACGGCGCACUGCCCUUGCGCAGUUCGGACAUGGACUCGGCGCUUCGGAGGAGUGCAGCCAGCGAUCCUCCAGUCUUGUUUCCACCGUCUGUGCAACAGAAACAACUCCAGUCAGCGCCCAAGCCUCAUCCACUGUCUCACGCGUUGACCCCUUCGUCUUCCACAUCGAGCGUGCUGGAUGAUGGCGCUACACCAGCUGGAGAACCACCUGUGGCACCUCUCGGCGCCCCUGCCGAGAAGCCAUCAGGGGCACCAAAACGAUGCCCUGGAUUCUCCAAGUCGCUGCCACUGGGUGCGCUACGCCCAAACUUAGCUGCUGACUCUCAGGGAGAUGCUCACGCUACACCCGCUGGAUACAAGAUGGCGAAGCCAUUGCCACAAGCUUUCAUGUCAACUGGACUGAUCUCGAAACGACACCGUAAUAUGGAUGGCGGCCCUGCUACACUCUUUCAAAGUACCAACAUGCCGGACACACCUUCCAAAAAGCAGCCACUGCUUCAUUUUGGGGGAACUCCUGCUCCCUCCGCACUGGGUAAGCUUGCGCGUCCCAUGCAUGAGUUUGGAAGCCCGAGCACACCCUUCAAUGGCAGAGUCUCGAAGGCAUCUCCGCAGUCGUUUGGCAAGGGUGUCAACAUAUUCGGGUCCAAGACAAAUCAGGCUCAGCUCACCAGAAGGAGCUCCUUCAUCAGCAUUGAUGGCGACGAGCCUAAUGACUCACCUACUGGACAUCUGGACAACCAUGCCAUUGCCGACGACCUGCCACCGACACCCACCAAAUCCACGACGACGAUGCCUAGACCUCAAUCUAAGGGAAAGAGUAAUAGUCUGCGCAGCAGCUUGUUCGGGAGGAGAACAUCUCUGGGUCCGGAUACGUUUGCCUCACCUGCUGACUGUGAGCACUCGCCGACCGUAGACGACGAAACGCCAAGUCCUGUGGCGAUCAAGCAGAGCGGAAGCAAGCACUCUCCGCACACCCCGCACGAGUCCUUCACUCCACCAGACCCAAGUUGUCUCUCAAUCUCUGUCGAGAAUCGCGCAUCUCUCCCAUUCAACAGCUGCAGCUUUCCACCAGCCACGCCGACCGGACCUCGCGGCGAUUCGUUCGCGUUCAGCCUCGGUCAAAGCAAUCCCAUAAGCGGUUACUUCCAGAACGAUGUCGACACUUCGCUCACUUCACGCUUCGGGCAAGUCACGUUGUUCGGAAACGGUGAAUUUUCGCAGGUGUAUAAGGUCGAGAAGCCUCUGUUGGAUGGUCCAGGUGCGCAGUCAACAUCCAGCCCGGGGCGCAUCGUGUAUGCCGUCAAGAAGGCUCGGAAGCCUUAUACUGGGGUGAAAGACCGCCAACGAAAGAUGCAAGAAGUCGUCCUCCUGAAAGCCAUGCAAGGCCAUGAGCACAUCGUGCAGUUGGUCGACCACUGGGAGUCUAAGAAUCACCUUUACAUCCAGACCGAGUACUGCGAGAAUGGCAAUCUGAAGGACUUCUUGACUCAAACAGGGUGCAAGGGACGGUUGGACGAUUUCAGAAUCUGGAAAAUCUUGCUGGAGUUGUCACAAGGCCUGAAGUCUAUCCACGACCAGAACUUCAUUCAUCUUGACCUGAAGCCUGCCAACAUCUUCAUCGAUUGGGAGGGGCUGUUGAAGAUUGGUGAUUUCGGUAUGGCGAGUACCUGGCCGGCUCCCGCUGGCCUCGAUGGUGAAGGUGACCGCGAGUACAUCGGACCUGAAGUUCUUUCAGGCCGCUUUGACAAGCCCGCCGACAUCUUCUCGCUCGGUAUGAUCAUGCUUGAGAUUGCCGGUAACAUCGUGCUCCCUGACAACGGCGCGUCCUGGCAACGCCUUCGCGCUGGUGACCUCAGUGACCUGCCGAGCUUGACCUGGAGUUCCGAUAGCAGUCUGAGCCGAGAUGACUCGGGCGAUCCCAUCGAGCUACUGAAUGGCCAGUCCAAUGAGUCGCUCUGUACAUCCCAUCAAGGCGAUGAUGAUGAUCUCAGCUUCUUGCGCCCAGCACCUCCGAAGCACCAGCACCAGCGUCAUCACGAUCUCGAUAGCGCCCCGCAGUUCAUGGUCGACCCGACCGAUAGUGAGGCUCUUGAGACCAUGGUACAAUGGAUGAUCAAUCCGGAUCCAGAUCAGCGUCCGAAUAUUGAUCAACUUUUGUGCGCACACGGCGUCUUGUGGGUGGAGCAACGUCGUCGCGCAGGCGCUACGGUGUAUGAGGGCGCAUGGGGACCAGCUGAUGAUGUUCUCAAUCACGGACAAGAAGAGGACAUUGAGAUGAUGGAUAUUUGAACGGUGCCCAGAAAGUGGGACAGUUGUGGUCUCACCGCUUGAGCAUCCCUUACUGCACGGUGUCCAAGUCGUUGCACCCUUACUUGGGAGUCGUCUCGGGCCAUGCAUUAUCAACAUGAUGCAUCUUACGGGAAUAGCCAGACGUACGCGGAACGAAGAGCAGCACGGAGCGUUCACAGGCACAUGGGCGCAUUGAACGCCGGAUACAGGAGGACGACUGGAUGGGAAGAAACGAUGGGAAGACAAGAGAUCACGGCCGACUUACUACUGAACAUGUAAAUGGUAACGAACUAACGAGGGAGCAUUUUGCUGGGGCAUGAGAGAAGAGCGGACAGCGUCAAGCAUACGCCUAGCAUGAGCGAUGUUUUCGAUCUCUGAAAGGGUGUGGCCUUUACUGCUAGCUACGAUUACGGCUUGGGUUUGGCACGACUUGUCUUGGGAAUCGCUCGGAAAAAGGAAAUGCUAGCAUAGGCUACAGCAUUUAUAUUUAGAACCGCAAGGCUACCACACUAGAAAC
This is a messenger RNA of Sphaerulina musiva SO2202, 4342 nucleotides long. Its product is annotated as kinase-like protein. The coding region runs from base 601 to 3825 and encodes 1074 amino acids. Gene Ontology annotation, biological process: protein phosphorylation. The record is from RefSeq and is a predicted model, not a curated record. The transcript is spliced from 2 exons. NCBI's taxonomy places the organism in Eukaryota, Fungi, Ascomycota, Dothideomycetes, Mycosphaerellales, Mycosphaerellaceae. Gene Ontology annotation, molecular function: protein kinase activity; ATP binding.